AUGUCCCAACCCACAGCUCCGCCCACGCAGCUGAACCCGCAGUUCUGCUUCAACACCCGGGUCCUACGUGACUUCCUGCGUCUAUCCCGCCACAGCAUAGACGACAGCAUAUCGACGAACCUGAACGCGCUGUUGACUCCCUCCUCCACGGCUCCGUUCAACCCUUCAUCCACCUCAAUCCGCAACCCAACCCUCCCAUCCUCGCUUUUGACACGCCAACCCAUCCCACGCGAAACCACCAGGACAUUCCUAGAAUCUGUGCUCUUUCCGUCAUGGAAUUCGCGGUCUGAAGUCAUUUCAUACUGCACCGCGGUGGCGACGUCUCCGGAUCCGGACGACCCGGAGGUGAUUGAGCGGGAAGCCAUGGACAGAAAAGAUGCGGACAGAAUCGUGGAUGAGAGGCUGGAUCCAUACUCUGCUCGCUUCUUCCCCAAGGAACCCAGGACACAGCAGCUCGCUGCGCUGUUGAGGAACGAGAAUGCCGUGGAGUCGAUCGUGAGAAACCGGACGUGGGGAGUGGUGGCGGAGCGCUGUCAAGGUGUUGAAUCGACGUGGGAACAAGCAUUUGACAGAUGGCGGGAAAGCAUGAGAAGCAGGAAAUGA
Messenger RNA from Capronia coronata CBS 617.96, 603 nucleotides. RefSeq lists its product as uncharacterized. Bases 1 to 603 code for a protein of 200 amino acids. Gene Ontology annotation, cellular component: mitochondrion; mitochondrial intermembrane space. NCBI's taxonomy places the organism in Eukaryota, Fungi, Ascomycota, Eurotiomycetes, Chaetothyriales, Herpotrichiellaceae. The transcript has a single exon. The record is from RefSeq and is a predicted model, not a curated record.